This is a messenger RNA of Angiostrongylus costaricensis, 2421 nucleotides long. The record is from the annotation of a GenBank genome assembly. Lineage: Eukaryota; Metazoa; Nematoda; Chromadorea; Rhabditida; Metastrongylidae.
AUGUCUGCUAUACGAAAAGGUGUACAACGACAACUCUUUCAAACAGACGAUGAACGUCUUCUGGCUAUUCUGCAUGUGAUACGGGUUGAUGGUCGUAAGAAGAAACGACCGACAUUCUUCUGUUUAGCUGUAACGAUUGAGCACCCAAUUUCUGUUCGUCUCUACUUUGUUAAAGGAGAGAAAGAUGAUUCGUUUAAGAAAAAAACUAGAUUCUACCUACGAGAUGUUAAGGAAGUGGAUGGAAUAAAUCCGAAAAAGGCUUUGUCUGAGUUUCAAAUCGUAAUCGCUGAUCGACGAUACAGUAUCACAGCAAGCAAUCCUGAGGAGAAGGAUGAAUUUAUUCGGGAAUUGUACAAAUUGUCAGCCCAGUAUCUUCCUGUGCAGAUGCCCGACUUUUGCAAUGUAUCGAUUCCAGUAGAUAAUCGAGAGAUAUCCAUACUUCCAAUUGAAGCUGUUGAUGAAUCCAAUACCAACUUUGUUCAUGAUUAUCAGCCGAUUAGCGCCAAAGAGGAGGCAGAUUUUAGAAGAUUACUUGCAAAGGGGGAACUUACUAUUGGUGAGGCUGAUAAAUUUGCCGAGAUUCUGUCAACUCAACUACAAUCUCUUGAUGGAGCAAAUAUUCAGUCAAUGAUGGGUAGCGAAGUAGCAGUAAAUCAAUUGCUUGUACUUUUGGAUGGAGCUCUUGAAAAGGUAGCAUUGUUGGAAAAGGAGAUCGACAUAUGCGAUGGGAUAUUAUCACAUGUGAGGAAUAGUGUGGAACUAAUUGAGGAGAAAGACAGCCUGUCUGCUGUCGAACGUAAGAAUAAGGAUAGAUUGCAGCAGGAACUGACCAAUUUUAUUACUGCUCUGGACACUGUCACCGAUAACCACAUUCGUACGUUGAGGGAGGCAAAUCUUAAUGACACAGGAAGCAUCGCUUGUUGUGCGGAAGCCGCGCGCGCUGUUUCACAGUUUUGGAAUGGAUGCAUUUCGAAACCCUUGUUGCAGAUGAAGGCAUACGAAAAUCGGAACCGUGACCUAGCUGUAAUCGAUCUCUUUGUAGAUCGAUUCAUGUCCCAUUUAUCAGCUAUAUUCAGUAAUCUUAAUGAUUUAUCACUCGGCCAGGAUUGGCAUCCGCUUUCUAUUCCGAAACAGUCACAACGGUUCCAUGCUCUCUCACCACUCUCCGAUCUCAUAAGUUGGUUGAAAACAAAUAGGCCCACACCUUACAACGCGACUAUUCAGCGAUACGUGGACUCAACAAAAGUGCUCUACAAACGUCAUUUCGAGACAUUCUUUGAUGCUGUUAUUGGGGAAUUGAUCGAGACGGUGUUGGGUGAGUUGGGUACGGUAAUUGAAACGGAGCAGAAGUUUUGUGUCCGAUUCUUCCAUAUAAAUUCCGAACUGCUUUCGAGUGCAGAAACAACAUCAACAGACAGUGGUGACAGCUCUAGCUUAGGGCGAAAUAUGGAGCGGUUUAUGAAUGAACAGGUUCGAAGUGUAAUGGCCCCACUUUUCGAAUCAUUAAAUUGUCAUUUGGAUAGGUUCUGUAAGGCAUUGUGUAAGCAGAAUGUAAGUAAUGUUAUGCUGCUUUUUAUCAUUAUGUCGAAGAAGGUGUUACUGCCACAGGAAUCUGGAUCAUACUAUUCUGUUACGUUUGGCACAUUUGUAGUGCUCAUUAAACGGCAAUUCGAUUUAUACAUGGAGACAGAAGGCCAAGCCUUAUCCGACGUAAAGGUGUCUAAGCGUAUACGCUUGGGUAUCUUGCCAACAAUAGAAAGAUUUGCUGAGUUUGUGAGAAACGCGGAGACAAUUUUUGAAGGUGCUGAAAGAAGGACAGAUCUCGAAAAAUGGUACGUUCAUUUGUAUCGCUGUGUAUGCGAAGGCAUUGAGAAAGCUGCAUCGAAUCCGAACAGCAAAUCACCUACAUCAGUGGUUCGCUUUGAAAAUUACCAUCAGUUAUACAUGACUCUGUCUGAGCUAAAAAUCCCGUGUUUGGAUGCACAACGUAAAGAUGCGAAGCGGGAAAAAGAAGAGAAUGUCGAUCUCUACGUAAGGGAGUAUAUGGGACGACCUUUAGAAAAAAUUCACGUUUUCUUUGAUGCUGUUCAAAACGCCAUUGAAAUGCGUGGUACGAAACCCGACGAGAUUUCAUAUCAGCCUCAGUUCAGCAGAAUCGAGUUAAAGAAGGUCAUUGCAAUGUAUCCUGGUAAAGAAGUUAAGAAGGGAUUGGAGCAACUUUAUAAAAAGGUGGAAAAACAUUUAAUCGAUCAUUCAUCUCUGUUACAAGUUGUUUGGAGAGAAAUGCAGGAUCAGUUCUUGAAGCAGCUUCAAGGUUACCAACGAUUGAUGAGCAUUUGCUAUCCGGGCUCAAAGAUUGAUCUGGAAGUGAGCGUACAAGACGUUCUUAGCUACUUCUCAGAUAUUGCCCAACAACAUUAA